UUGCAGGCUGGCCGAUCGUACGAGCGUAUUGUGUGUGUGUACGAACAUAGAGCGUCCGAUUGCAUAAGGUUCGUGUAAAGCAGCUUCCGGCCGUGGGAACAACACCAUAGUUUGUGUGCCGAGAAGCGACGCCCCUUGUCUCCUCACAGUCCCAUCUUUGUUCUUGCUUCGUAACUUGAACUCAUCACGACCAAAUAGAGUCUUUGACUAGGUGUACCCUUUGGUUGCCAUGGUUAAAAGUCUUCAUUAUUUUAUAUUACCUUUAAUUGGUAAUGCCCUAAUUCUAAAUACACCACCUGAAUAUCAACCUGGAUAUGGUUAUGUUGGACCAGCAUGUGCUGUAUUUGACAGUACCCUAUUCCUUCAUGGUGUUUCCAAGCGAAAGUUGAAUGAUCACGAACUACACAUAUUUAGUUCGUAUCAGCAUGAUCUAAGUGCAUUCAAAGAUUCAUCAUCUUCAUUUGAUUCUUUCGAAGCCUCGUUUCCUACAAUUCCAAAAUUCUGUGGAGGGUAUGAUGAUUCUAUUGAAGUGGUGUUGGAUUCUUGUAUUGUUCGAAAUAAUCACGUCUACGUUGGAGAUCAUCUUAUCCGACCAUUAACAAACUUUGAGAAACAGAAAAUACAGUUAGUUAAAAUGAGACGAAUGUAUGGAGAAUCAAAAAGGAAACGUAGCAAAAGAAGCUCGAAACCAUUGCCUGGCACACGACCACAAAGAGAUUUUAGUGAAAUGCUUCACAAACUUUUGAAUAUUAACUCUACAGUAACUUCUCGAUUCCUUCCAGUAGUUAGUCAAAGUCCUCUCUUUGCAAUGGAAGGUCCGUGGCAGAAUUUGUUUGAACUCGGGAAAGAUAAGGAUAUGAUUGAAUUAUUAGCUGCUUCACAAUUUAAACCCCAAUUACCACCCGUUGCAUCAGUUCCAGUAGCUCCAGUCAUUGAUAUUACGAAGAUUGAUUCUCCGUAUAGAGCCACUUUUACAACAAUGAAACCAAGAAAAUCACAGAAACCAGAAAAAAAGAAAGAAGUUUUCAAUGUUUUCACUACUAAAACUAAUCCUCAAAUUACCACGACUACUAUGACAACCACAACAAGAACAUCCACAGCCAUUCCAACAACUACCACAACUCCAAGACAAAUAUCACUUCAAACGAUUCCAUUUUCAACCACAACUAGACAACCAAAUUUUGAUAAAACCAAGACUCCUGCAACAAUGCCAUCAGCUUCUUCUUCUUCACUUUCAAGUAUUCAAACAGUUGUUGAUCCAAUUAUCUUGAAGUUAAUUUCAAAGGCAUUGGAAAAAAAUGAAAUGAUUGAUGAAUAUUCAUUGAAACAGGCUCUAUCGAUGAGAAAUGUUGCAACUACUACUACUCCUCUUCCACUUCGUUUCAUUCUUCCAACACCUGCAGCCCCAAAUCCAUUUCUACCGUCUACAAGAGUUGGAGGUCUUUCUCAUAAUCAUCUAUUCAUUCCCCAUCAACCGUUUACUACUCUUGUUUCGACCGAUUCUAGAUAUUCUGCACCGAACCCUCUUUCUCAUCGACUUCCAAACGAGAUUUGCCGAGUUCAUAUGAAUUCAAAUCCUUUCCAUUUUUAGUUUUAUUACUCUACCAAAUAAUUAAACAGACUUUUCCUAUCGGGUCCCCUAAUUUUCUUUCAUUUUUCAGGCAUCUCGGUUGUUUUUUUCAAAGUAUUUUGACCUAAUUUUCCAUGUUGAAAUUAAUAAAAUAUUUAUUAAAU
Caenorhabditis elegans is the source of this 1734-nucleotide messenger RNA. RefSeq lists its product as uncharacterized. The coding region runs from base 230 to 1591 and encodes 453 amino acids. The transcript is spliced from 8 exons. NCBI's taxonomy places the organism in Eukaryota, Metazoa, Nematoda, Chromadorea, Rhabditida, Rhabditidae. The record is from RefSeq and is marked reviewed.